AUGGCAAAAGCGUUUCUUUUUCUUUUCUGUGAACGAGUUUUCUUUCGGGAUCCUUUCUUCUCUAGUCAAAAUUGCUUUGUCACCUCGCAUUGCACCUCUGCCGAAGAUUCCGGAUACACUCGAGGUCGAUAUCUUUCUAGACAUUCUGCGUAUUGGGAACACGUCUUGGCCUUUCAUUCACCCGUUCCCGAGUUUCUGAAUUCGCAGCGCAACUUCGAGCUCUCGGUCUGUAUAAUCCCACCUGCAAAGGUAGCCUUAAAGUUUUUCUCGACUCGCUCAUAUCUCUAUCACAUGGUGUGGUCAUACUUUCUUGGUUACCAUGUUGCGCAUGUUGAACAUGUGAUGCUGACAGAUUGA
Arabis nemorensis is the source of this 357-nucleotide messenger RNA. Lineage: Eukaryota; Viridiplantae; Streptophyta; Magnoliopsida; Brassicales; Brassicaceae. The record is from the annotation of a GenBank genome assembly.